Messenger RNA from Corticium candelabrum, 1172 nucleotides. Its product is annotated as ribonuclease H2 subunit B-like. The record is from RefSeq and is a predicted model, not a curated record. Gene Ontology annotation, cellular component: ribonuclease H2 complex; nucleoplasm. Bases 45 to 959 code for a protein of 304 amino acids. The transcript is spliced from 11 exons. NCBI's taxonomy places the organism in Eukaryota, Metazoa, Porifera, Homoscleromorpha, Homosclerophorida, Plakinidae. Gene Ontology annotation, biological process: RNA catabolic process.
GCAUGUCAAAAGCUCGAUAGCAAUUGUAGCGCGCGCACUGGGGCAUGUCAAAAGCUCGAGAACGACGCCAGUGGGUGCUUAUCGGGCCGACGUCUGAAUUGCAACACGUCGAGCGUACGACCGACUGCGGUCGAAGUGAUGCGACAUUCGUGACGCUACGGCAUCCAAAGAAAGGGUCGGGCGCUCGGUUUCUGCUCACGAACGGUGGAAGAAGAAUACAAGAAGUGCUGAAAUACGACGACCCGCCGAAAUCGUGGUUGAUCAACAACUCAGUCCAAAAAGAUGGUAGUUUGCAUCUGGCAACGCCCAUCGAUCCCGUCUUUCUCAUUCUCCCGUAUCUCGAAAAGUCGAAGAAGCACUUUACGACGCUUGACAACAUAAUGUCAUGCGACGACUUUCCGUCGUCCGGCUGUUUGUGCGACGUUGAAGGGACCGCACAGCUUGCCCACGUCUGUGACGUCAGAGAUGCGGUCGACAUGAAGGUGUAUAGAUUGAAUGAAACGAAGACACUCGUGUGGCUUCAGAAAAAGGUAGACCAACUCGUGGCCAAACUGAAGGAAAUGGCACACGUAAACGUUGGAUCAGUUGCCAAAGCAGCAAUGUUUGUCCAAAGCAAACGCACCGCAACAACACAAACACAGAGUGACUACGUUCGCUAUGCUGUGGGCAUUAUUUCUGAAUACCUCAAUGAAUUCUGGGUGAGAAGGCUACACGAAGUCUACAGCACCGUAUUCGAAGUGGAAACUCCAGAAGCGACAGAACCGGAGCCAAAGAAAACAAAGUUAGACGAUCACGUGACAACAGAGUGUAUCGAAGACUACACAAAGGGAAACACAGCAACACACGAAGAGCCAGUAAAGAAGGUGAAGGUGACCGUAGCGCAAAGGUCACUCAAUAAAGUGGACAAGACGGGUAUGAAGAGCAUCUCGUCGUUCUUCCAUCGCAAGGGUAAAACAUAGCCAAAUCCAUCAGACAUACUCUAAUACAUUUAUUGACUCAAAGACAAUGAACAGAGCAAUGCGAUACACGCAUGCGCAGCCAGUCUGUACACUAUCCUGUUUCUCCCGUAAUUAAACUUGAUCUUCUUAUGCUCGGCUCGUCGUACACGACGCGCAUGCGUCCGUAUACUAAUAGCCCAUGCGGAUACUCUGAAUGAUCUGGAAAAUUGCUGA